AGUUGCGGACAAAAAUUAUAGCAUUUUCUAUGUUCAUACAAUUGCUCCUAAAAAAGUGAUCAAAGCAGUGUGAAACGGUAGCUGUAGGGUCAGAUUUGUAGGCCUAUCUUGGGUCUUCUACUCUGUCUCUCUUGACAAAAAUAAUCUCUUCAUAGUUCAUGCUAAUCUAAAAACAUCUCAAAACAGUUUUCUAAGAGAUGACGAGCAAAUCAAGCUCAGGCUCAGCUCCACCGCCAAGAGAUUCAAAGCGCAAAUGGGUUCUUCCCUACCAAACCAAAAACCUGAGAGACCUCUACACACUUGGCAGAAAGCUUGGGCAAGGCCAGUUUGGCAUCACAUUUUUGUGCACAGAAAAAUCUACAGGUAACAAGUACGCCUGCAAGUCCAUCCCAAAGCGCAAGCUGUUAUACGCUGAGGACUAUGAUGAUGUUUUGAGAGAGAUUCAGAUUAUGCACCACUUGUCAGAGCAUCCAAAUGUGGUGAGGAUCCGAGGUACGUACGAGGACAUUGUGGCUGUGUAUUUGGUGAUGGAGCUGUGUGAGGGUGGAGAGCUUUUUGAUAGGAUAGUGAAGAAGGGACAUUAUAGUGAGAGAGAGGCUGCAAAGUUGAUAAAGACUAUUGUUGAGGUUGUUCAGACCUGUCAUUCUCUUGGCGUCAUGCAUAGAGACCUCAAACCUGAGAACUUCUUGUUUCAUAGUGUGGACGAGGAUGCUGCUCUCAAAGCCACUGAUUUUGGCCUCUCUGUCUUCUACAAGCCAGGUCAAACCUUUUCUGCUGUUGUUGGGAGUCCGUACUAUGUUGCACCAGAGGUGUUGCGCAAACAUUAUGGACCUGAAAUAGAUAUAUGGAGUGCAGGAGUUAUAUUAUACAUCUUGCUGAGUGGGGUGCCACCUUUUUGGGCUGAAACUGAAAAGGGAAUCUUCCGAGAGAUUUUACAAGGCAAAUUAGAUUUUCACUCUGACCCAUGGCCUGUCAUCUCCGAAAGUGCUAAGGAACUCAUUCGGAAAAUGCUUGAUCGGAAUCCAAAGAAAAGGCCAAAAGCUCAUGAAGUCCUUUGCCACCCAUGGAUUGCAGAUGACAAGGCUCCCGAUAAACCGAUUGAUUCUGCAGUGCUAUCUCGCCUAAAGAAGUUCUCUGCAAUGAACAAACUUAAGAAGAUGGCUUUGCGUGUCAUAGCUGAGAAACUUUCUGAAGAAGAAAUCGGCGGUUUGAAAGAGUUGUUCAAAAUGCUAGACACAGACAACAGUGGAACAAUAACGUUUGAUGAACUGAAAGAAGGAUUAAAGCGAGUGGGCUCUGAACUUAUGGAAUCCGAGAUCAAGGAUCUUAUGGAUGCAGCAGAUAUUGAUAACAGCGGAACACUUGACUAUGGUGAAUUUCUUGCUGCUACACUGCACUUGAAUAAGUUGGAGAGAGAGGAGAAUUUAUUGUCAGCCUUCUCCUUUUUUGACAAGGAUGGUAGUGGUUACAUAACUAUUGAUGAGCUUCAACAAGCCUGCAAUGAGUUUGGUUUAAGCGAAGUCCACCUCGAUGAAAUGAUUAAUGAAAUUGAUCAAGACAAUGAUGGACAAAUAGAUUACGGGGAAUUUGCUGCAAUGAUGAGGAAGGGUAAUGGAGGGAUAGGGAGGAGAACCAUGAGAAGCCAAUUAAAUGUGGGAGAUGCCCUGGGACUCACAAACAAUGAAUGUACCUAAUGAACUCACUGAUUGCUCACCUUAAGUAAUUAAUCAUUUGCCAAUUUAGUCUUUUAGGAACAUUCUAAUGGAAAUAAAACACUGAUUUAUACAAGGUUUUUGGAUUGUAU
Molecule: messenger RNA, 1804 nt
Organism: Quercus lobata
Lineage: Eukaryota; Viridiplantae; Streptophyta; Magnoliopsida; Fagales; Fagaceae
Gene: CDPK9
Product: calmodulin-like domain protein kinase 9
Exons: 7
Coding region: 198-1694 (498 amino acids)
Biological process (GO): protein phosphorylation
Molecular function (GO): ATP binding; calcium ion binding; protein kinase activity
Source: RefSeq, a predicted model, not a curated record